UGGGUGGCCUCAGAGGAGGCGAGGCCGCCCCUCUUGCCUCCAGUCGCUCUGCUAGGUCCCCAGGCUCUGCACAGGGACUUGGCACCGCUUCCCAGCAUCGCCUUUGCUCCUCUCCACAAGCAAACAAUUGCUCCUGGUUUUGCAUUUUCAUUUUCUUUCCAAAGGGGCAUUUUUUGCUAACCGGCCUCCCUGCUCUUCCAUUCCCCGCAAUGCUCUCCAUCAACAAGCAACUGCUAAGGAAAUUCUCCACCUCUGCAGUUUACUACCAAAAUAAACUAAAGCUAGCUUUAAUAGGCCAGAGUCUUUUUGGACAAGAAGUCUACCGGCAUUUACAAAAAGAAGGUCACAAAGUUGUGGGAGUCUUCACAAUCCCGGACAAAAAUGGAAAGGCUGAUCCUUUGGCAUCCGCUGCAGAAAAGGAUGGAACACCUGUGUUUAAGUUUCCAAGGUGGAGAGUUAAGGGCCAGCCUGUUCCAGAAGUCAUUGAUGCCUAUAAAUCAGUUGGCGCUGAGCUGAAUGUCCUUCCAUUCUGUUCACAGUUCAUUCCCAUGAAUGUUAUUGACAACCCAAAGCAUGGCUCUAUUAUUUACCAUCCAUCCAUUCUUCCCCGCCACAGAGGAGCAUCUGCCAUUAAUUGGACUUUAAUUCAUGGAGAUAAAAAGGCUGGGUUUACAGUUUUCUGGGCAGAUGAUGGUCUGGACACAGGGCCCAUUCUUCUGCAGAGGGAAUGUAAUGUUGGCCCAAAUGAUACCGUUGAUGAUCUGUAUAAUCGGUUCCUUUUCCCAGAGGGAAUAAAGGCUAUGGUAGAAGCUGUACAGCUCAUUGCUGAUGGCAAAGCUCCUCGUAUCACUCAGUCUGAAGAAGGGGCAACUUAUGAGGGCAUCCAGAAAAAAGAAAAUGCAGAGAUUCCCUGGGAUCAACCUGCAGCUGCUUUGCAUAACUGGAUCCGAGGACAUGAUAAAGUACCUGGAGCCUGGGCAAUAAUUGAUGGCCAGAUGGUUACUUUCUAUGGAUCCUCAUUGCUAGAAGGUUCAGCACCACCUGGUGAAGAACUGGCAAUAAAAGGUGCUGCAAAACCAGGAUUAGUAACUAAGAAUGGCCUAGUUCUGUUUGGCAAUGAUGGGAAAAUGUUGCUGAUAAGAAAUUUACAGUUUGAAGAUGGAAAAAUGAUCCCAGCAUCUAAAUAUUUCUCUGCUGAUGAGAUGUCUGCCCUAGAACUUACUGAAGAGGAGAAAAAGAUGGCAGAACAAAUCAAGUCCAUUUGGAAGGGGAUUUUGAGUAAUGUGGCUGUAAUGGAGGACACCACUGACUUCUUUAAAUCUGGAGCCUCUUCUAUGGAUGUUGUUAGGAUGAUUGAACAAAUCAAGGAAAAAUGUGGUGGACUUGAGCUACAGAAUGAAGAUGUCUAUAUGGCUCCAAAGCUUGGAGAUUUUAUCCAAAUGACUGUCAGAAAACACAGGGGAGAAGACAAAGAUGAGGAAUUAGUAAUAGAUUAUGUUUCAAAGGAAGUAAACCAAAUGACAGUGAAGAUGCCAUAUCAGUGUUUUAUCAAUGGACAGUUUGUAGAUGCUGAAGAUGGAAAAACAUGUGAUACUAUAAAUCCAACAGAUGGAUCAGUGAUUGCAAAAGUGUCACUUGCUUCAGUGAGUGAUGUUGACAAAGCAGUUGCAGCGGCAAAAGAUGCUUUUGAACAUGGUGAAUGGGGACGGAUGAAUGCAAGAGAAAGAGGGAAAUUGAUGUACAGACUUGCAGAUCUGAUGGAAGAACACCAAGAGGAGCUGGCAACCAUUGAGGCUAUUGAUUCAGGAGCUGUUUACACACUUGCUCUGAAAACCCACAUAGGAAUGUCAGUGCAAACAUUCCGAUAUUUUGCAGGAUGGUGUGACAAAAUACAGGGUUCUACUAUCCCAAUUAAUCAUGCACGUCCAAAUCAUAACUUAACUUUCACCAAGAAAGAACCCAUAGGAGUCUGUGCAAUUGUCAUUCCUUGGAAUUACCCCUUGAUGAUGCUCGCCUGGAAGAGUGCAUCAUGUUUGGCAGCUGGGAAUACUUUGGUUCUGAAACCAGCACAGGUCACUCCACUGACUGCCUUAAAGUUUGCAGAACUUUCUGCAAAAGCAGGAUUUCCCAAAGGUGUUAUCAAUAUUCUACCUGGUUCAGGUAGUUUAGGAGGACAACGCUUGUCAGAACACCCAGACGUUCGUAAACUUGGUUUCACUGGCUCAACACCAACUGGAAAGGAGAUCAUGAAGACUUGUGCUGUCAGCAACCUGAAGAAGGUUUCUCUAGAACUGGGUGGGAAAUCACCACUGAUCAUAUUUAAUGACUGUGAUCUUGACAAAGCUGUGAGAAUGGGCAUGGGAGCAGUUUUCUUCAAUAAAGGGGAAAACUGCAUUGCGGCUGGAAGACUCUUUGUGGAAGAAUCAAUUCAUGAUGAAUUUGUUAAAAGAGUGGUGGAGGAAACAAAAAAGAUGAAGAUUGGAGAUCCACUAGAUAGAUCUACCGAUCAUGGUCCACAAAACCAUAAAGCACAUUUGGAAAAACUUGUGGAAUACUGUGGAACUGGAGUGAAAGAAGGAGCUACACUAGUUUAUGGAGGACAACAAGUGCCUAGACCAGGCUUCUUCAUGGAACCUACCGUUUUCACAGAUGUUGAAGAUCAUAUGUACAUUGCGCGUGAAGAAUCUUUUGGUCCUAUAAUGAUAAUUUCCAAGUUUAAAGACGGGGAUGUUGAUGGGGUGUUAGAACGAGCCAACAGAACAGAAUACGGUCUGGCUUCAGGGGUCUUCACCAAAGAUAUAAGCAAAGCUCUGUAUAUCAGUGACAAACUUCAAGCUGGAACAGUUUUCAUUAACACCUAUAAUAAAACUGAUGUGGCAGCCCCAUUUGGUGGAUGUAAGCAAUCUGGCUUCGGAAAAGAUUUAGGUGAAGAAGCUCUUCAUGAGUAUUUGAAAAUAAAAGCAGUAACCGUGGAAUAUUAAGCAGUUCUGCUGUAGGUGACUAAGCUGUUCUCUUGUCAAUAAGUUCAAUGUUUAAAUAACUUCCUUAGCACAAGGCAGAUCAGAAUUAAAUGGCAAAAAUGUUAGUAUAGGACUUCUAGCAUUAAUACACAAACCAGAACCUCAUCCGCUGAGCAAAUGAAGACCAUUUGCAUUCACAGUAAGAACAAGAUAUUCUCUUUUAACCUCCAUUUGUGCCAAGGACUUUAUGAUUCAUAGAUUUGAAAUGUCUGAAGACUCUUCCCUAGUAUUUUUUUUGUCGUAGUCUCCACUGCAUGCAGUAAGCUUGAAUGUUCAUAUCAUGGCAUGCUGAAUACAACUGAGAACAGCAUCCUGAAACCUCUGAUCGCUUGAUUUUGCAGUGAACAUUUUAUCUAUGUGAGAAGCAAGUUUGCUGAUGUUCCUUACUUGUUCAAAAUAGUCGCAUGGAACUUAGGGCCAAAAACAGCCAUGAAAGUCCAGCUCAACGCUGGCUUGGGAGCACGGCAUUUAGACACAACGUGACCGAGUGGCCUGGAAGCCACGCCAGCUGGUUUCCGAGUGACUCAGGGGCAUGGCAUUCAGAUGCCACUGGCCCCAGAGCCAGCAAAAAGCCAGUUCUAAAGGUGAAGGGGCAGCUUUUUCCCACCCCAAAUAGGAGCAGAUUUUUUUCUGCUGCUAUUUGGGGGAGGGGGAGCUCACCAGAUUGGGGUUGCGGCAUGUGGUUGCUGCUGACCCAAUCUGGCUCUCUCAGGGGUGGCAUCAUGCUGCCUAUUUGAGGCCAUUUGUUUCGCCCCUUAGUUUCUUUUAAAAAGUGCUUUACACCAGCAUUAUGCUUCUCUCUUUCCAAUCUUUAUAAGGAUAGAAAACUGAUUCGCCACACAUUAAUUCAAGUACACUUAUGUUUUUUUUAGAAUUUUUAUUAAAUCUUUUAAAAUCACUACAAAGAGUCAUAAAACACCACAACAUACAUUACAAAAUAAAUUUCCAUCAUAAUACACAUACUUAAACAUAUUAUUUCAUCAUAUACUCAUCUUUAACUAUGCAAUCUGUCACUUUAACCUAUUUGGCAAUGAGGGCCUUCCGCUAUUUCCCCCUUUCAAUUCCAUCAACUUAUUACCGUUCAUUCUUCCCUUCUCUAUUAUCUCUUCCUCAAAAAAAAAAUUAUAUGCUUUCCUUUUUCCCUCUCUCCUUCCCUUCUGUUCCUCUCUCCUCCUCUUCUCUAUACUCUUUUGCCUUUCUUUUCAAAUCUUCACAAUCACUCUGUUUACUUCACUUACUCUUCAGCUCUCUUACUCUCACUUCAGUUACUUAGACCCUCAAUCAUUUUCUUAAACUCUCUGUACUUCUACUACAUUCAUACAUUACUUCCUUUCCAUCAUCUGCAAAUUUAUCUUAUCCUCUAUUACUGGCUUUCUAUCCUUAAUACGCAUUGCAGAUCGCACCUACUUAAUUAUUAUAAAUUCGAUUUGGCUGUUGUAGGGCUUACUCAUAUAGUUUUUUAUCUUUACUUGUCUUAUUAAAGAAAUAUAAUUUC
Sceloporus undulatus (fence lizard) is the source of this 4515-nucleotide messenger RNA. It is a transcript of the gene ALDH1L2, whose product is annotated as aldehyde dehydrogenase 1 family member L2. Bases 210 to 2981 code for a protein of 923 amino acids. NCBI's taxonomy places the organism in Eukaryota, Metazoa, Chordata, Lepidosauria, Squamata, Phrynosomatidae. Gene Ontology annotation, cellular component: cytoplasm. The transcript is spliced from 23 exons. The record is from RefSeq and is a predicted model, not a curated record. Gene Ontology annotation, molecular function: aldehyde dehydrogenase (NAD+) activity; formyltetrahydrofolate dehydrogenase activity. Gene Ontology annotation, biological process: 10-formyltetrahydrofolate catabolic process; biosynthetic process; one-carbon metabolic process.